This is a messenger RNA of Medioppia subpectinata, 504 nucleotides long. Lineage: Eukaryota; Metazoa; Arthropoda; Arachnida; Sarcoptiformes; Oppiidae. The record is from the annotation of a GenBank genome assembly.
CGAUUUAGUGAGCAAUAAAUUGAAUGCAGUUUUUAGUGUCAAAUGUUUGACCAAAAUAUUGGCUCACAUUUGAUGUGAAGAGAAAACAGACUUUCAUUUAUUGUUUUAUUUAUUAAUUAAUUUAUUUUGUAAUAUAAUUAACGAAAUGAAUGAUUGAUUGAAUGGUUGAGAAAGCGAUACACAAGAGAGUGAAUCCCAUCGAUGGCUGACCAACACAUCCAACAGAUGAUCGACGAGUGGAUCAAUUGCGGCACAAAUCGCACCCAAGACUUGCAACUCAUUAAAGACGAGUCACUAUUUGAUGCCAUUGUGACAGUCAUUGAACGGAACCGUUCAGACGAUGAGUCUUUGGACGCGAUCUGUAAUAAAUUGUAUUCAUAUUACCGUUCAAACGAUGACCAACUGAUCCACUAUUGUCUGGCAUUCAUUCCUCCGCUAAUCGGCGUUCAUAUAUUGAAUGCAAACAAUUGUGUGUCAAACGCGAGCUCAAGAUGUCGUGCGGUG